AUGACGGCGCAUCAUACAUCAACAUCUGUCGCAAUCUCAAUAGCAUGUCUUGCCGCUGUAGGCGCUCUCUCAACCCCAGCAUUCCGUCAGAUUCUCCUUCGUCUUCGAGCAAAGAAAGACCAAUAUCAAGAGCUGUCUCGGUGUUAUGAGGAUAAGGAUGGAAAGGCCACGGAGGAAUCUCAGCAAGCAUAUUCCGACUUUGUCGUUCGGUUAAUACUAAUCAUAAUCUCUACCAUCGCGUUCCUUGAUGCUUUGGCCACUGCUGUUCUGACAACUACUCGCCCGCAUCUAUCACUCACGCUUGAACAAUGGCUCCAAUUCGCAACCUGGUUUUUGGUUUUGUUUCAAACUAUCGCCAUCUACGCCACGCCCUCCUCAACGCAGCGAUAUCGUCUUGGGAUUUUUACAGCUUCGUCGAGCUUGCUCAUAGCCAUCGCUGUAGCGGUAGAGAAUAUCUCCCUAUGGCAAUCGAAAGUCACCCCGCUUCCGCGCAAUGCCCACCUUACCCUGUCGCUCGUUCAAUUCAUCUGUGGGAUCCUCCUUCUCGUCGUGGGUCUGUUAAUUCCGCGGCGGCCUGAUGUCUAUUGGAAUGAUAAAGUGGUCGACCGCAAAAACACCGUUUCUGCGCUAUCAAAGCUCACCUUCUCCUGGGCUUCAACGAUCCUGUCUCUGGCGGCUAAAAACAAGGGUCUGGACUACGAAGAUCUUUACGAGAUUGACCACGAUGCUCGUUCUCGAGAGUUAAGAACCAAGUUCGAGGCCGUCGGCCGUAAAGACAAACUAUGGAAGACGCUCUUCUGGUCGCACAAAUGGGCCUUCAUCCAGCAAUGGGUUUUGCAAGCAACAUGCUCCAUCACGGAUUUCCUGCCCCAACUCGCCCUGUACUUUAUUUUGAAAACACUCGAGGCGAGAGAUGAAGGUCAAGACGUGGCGCUCACGUCAUGGCUAUUAGUGAUCGGACUCGGUCUAUCCAUCACGCUCUCAUCGUGGCUCGAGGCUUGGAUGUUCUUUGUCACAUUCAUGAAGAUUGGCGUCCCAAUCUACGAACAAUUGUCCGCUGUGGUGUUUGGAAAAGCUAUUCGACGAAAAGAUGUCAAAGGCACAGGAAAGAAACAGGAAGAGGAACAGGAACAUGCCAACGGCAAUCUCAAUGGUGAAGUCGUGGUCAACAUCGACGCUGGCCAAAAGGGGGAAGAUCGAGCUCCGGAAGAGGACGAAGAUGGGGAUUUUCAAAAAUCGAAGCAAAGCACCAUCAACUUAGUCGGGGUCGACUCGAAGCGGAUCUCGGACUUUGCGACGUUCAACUACAUCUUUCUCGGAUCUGCCAUCAAAUUGAUAUUUGCCAUCGGCUUCUUGUCGAAAUUGAUUGGGCCCAUCCCGCUACUUGCAGGGCUUGCGGCUCCUGCACUGAUCACGCCUAUCAACAUCAUAGCCGCGAAGCGAUAUGCCACUGCCCAAGACGACCUGAUGAAAUAUCGUGACCAGAAGAUGGCAGUAGUGACUGAGGCUCUGCAGGGCAUCCGUCAAAUCAAAUUCAGUGCCCUUGAGAGGGAUUGGUACGAAAAGAUCCUCGAGACCCGGAGGAGAGAACUCAAGACGCAGUGGCAAGUUUUUGUGUAUGACACUACAUUGAUCAGCAUCUGGAUUUUCGGGCCCGUCAUGCUGGCUGCCGUUUCACUGACAACGUAUGUUUUGAUCUACAAGCAACUGACUGCUUCAGUGGCGUUUACGACCAUUUCCGUCUUCGAAGCCAUUGAAAUGACAUUGGCUGUCAUUCCUGAAAUGAUAACCGACCUUCUUGAUGCUAUAGUAUCUGCGAAUCGAGUUCAAGAAUACCUUGACGCGCCUGAACGCAUUGACAGCACCAAGCCUGGCGACACUGUGGUAUUCACAGACGCCACAAUCUCUUGGCCAUCAGACAAUCCAGAGAACGAAGAGAAUCAAUUUGCAUUGCGCAACUUGAACCUCGCCUUCCCCAAGAACGAGUUGAGUGUCAUUUCAGGUCGUACAGGGUCUGGAAAGAGCCUGCUCCUUGCCUCCAUCAUCGGCGAGGCCGAAGUUCUUGGAGGCGAAGUCUUCGUCCCCAGACCGCCGUCUGCGGCCGAGCGACAUGAUUCGGGUGCAAACAGAAGUAACUGGAUGAUUGAGUCUUCCAUUGCCUUUGUUGCUCAAAUCCCCUGGAUUGAGAAUGCUACCAUCCGAGACAACAUCCUCUUCGGACUCCCUCUAGACAACGACCGUUACCAAAAGGUCCUGCAUGCCUGUGCUUUGACAAAGGACUUGGAAAUGCUGCCAGAUGGAGAACUCACCGACAUUGGCGCAAAUGGAAUCAAUUUGAGCGGUGGGCAGAAAUGGCGAGUUUCAUUUGCUCGUGCCUUGUACUCGAGGGCAGGUAUCCUCGUGCUGGAUGAUAUCUUCUCGGCAGUGGACGCCCACGUCGGUCGACAUCUGUUCGAGCAAGCCCUUGUAGGAGAGCUUGGCCAAGGCAGAACAAGGAUCCUGGUGACACAUCAUGUCGCCCUGUGCCUCCCCAAAACAAACUACAGCGUUCUGUUGUCCAACGGCACCGUCGAACAAGCAGGUCAAACAGAGGAGCUGCGGCGCAGCGGGAAACUAAAAUCAAUCCUUGCGGAAGAAGACGAAGCAGAGCAAAAGAGGGAUGAGGAAGAGGAAGAGGAAGCUGUCGGACACCUCACGGUCGAUGACGGCGGCGGUCUCCAGAAGUUGUUGACCAAUCAGUCACGCCGUUCGAGGCGCAAAUCUGCUCUCAGUGAUGUUGGCGACAAUCUCAUGCGACGUCCGUCGCGCGCGAGCCUCAACGACGCGAAGCAAAGCCGCAGCAACGCCCCCAAGAAAUUUACAGAGGAAGAGAGUCGAGAGACGGGCGCAGUCAAGUACAAGAUCUACUCGGCCUAUCUCAGGGCCUCUGGCGGGUUCGGAUAUUGGUUGUUCAUCCUGGCCUUCUUUGGUGUUUGGGUCGCCAUCUACCUGGGCAGGUCGUAUUGGAUCAGUGUAUGGACGAGAUCAUACCGCACCGAAACGGAGCACGUCUCUCCCCAUAGGCUGCUCGUCUCGCAGUCUCUGAGCACCGUCUAUCACCACCUCCACACUCGGUACUCUGCUGCGGCCAUCGAUCCAAAUCUUCGAUACUACCUGGGCGUCUACCUUGGCAUCUCCCUCGCCGCCUGGCUGAUCGGCACAAUCCGCUAUUUGUUCGUCUUCAUUGCCUCAAUUCGUGCAUCCAAGAUUCUUUUUGAAGCCCUUGCCUUUGCAGUUCUCCGCGCACCCUUACGAUGGCUCGAUACUGUGCCGGUUGGACGUAUCCUCAAUCGCUUCACAUCCGACUUCAAUAUGCUCGAUUCGCGGAUAGCGAUGGAUCUGGCCUUUAUGCUCCACAACAUGAUGCACGUCCUGGCUGUCGUGAUUGCCGGAGUGUUCGUGUCGCCAUUCAUGAUUGUCUUUGCAAUCGGACUUCUCUCAGUCUGCAUGUAUUACGCACUACGUUAUCUCGCUGGCGCCCGAGAGGUGAAGAGACUGGAAAGCAAUGCCAAGUCUCCCGUCUUCGAGCAGUUCGGCUCGGUGCUCAUGGGCAUUGGGACGAUCCGUGCUUUCGACAAGUCGGACGCCUACCUCGACAAGAUGUACACCAAGAUCGACCGACAUUGUCGCGCAUACUGGCAUCUCUGGCUGUUCAAUCGAUGGAUGGGAUGGCGGUUGUACAUGGUCGGUGCUCUUUUCGCAGCCAUCACUGCAGCACUUAUCGUCUCCAUUACGAGCAUUGACUCAAGUCUUGCCGGGUUUGCCUUGAGUUUCGCCCUCGGGUUGAGCGAAGGUGUGAUAUGGUUCCUACGACAGUACUCGAAUGUGGAACUGGACAUGAACGCCACAGAGAGAAUCGUAGAAUACAGCAACAUCACGACGGAGAAUCAAGGAGGCGUGGACGCACCAGCCGCGUGGCCCACCGAGGGAAACCUCGAGGUCAACGAUCUGGUAGUUGGCUACGCGCCCGACCUUCCACCGGUGUUGAAGGGGUUGACGUUCAAAGUGACAAAGAACCAGCGGGUUGGUGUUGUCGGACGUACGGGAGCGGGCAAAUCCUCACUGACACUCGCAUUGUUCCGAUUCCUCGAGGCUCGCAGUGGAAGUAUCUACAUUGACGGGAUCGACAUCUCCAAGAUCAAGCUGUACGACUUGCGCUCGAGACUGGCGAUCAUACCACAGGACCCUGUCCUCUUUUCGGGCACGGUCAGGAGCAACCUGGACCCAUUUGAACAGCAAACAGACAAGGAACUGAAAGAGGCUCUGGCGCGGGUACAUCUGAUAUCGUCGGUCACGGCCUCCUCGUCAGCUAUGGCCAGCGGAAGUGCGACACCUAUUAUUCCAGAUCAUCAGCACGAUACCGAUGCCGAUCCGACAGCCGCAACAACAAACAUCAACAUCUUCCGCAGCCUCUCGUCCAAAAUCUCCGAAGGGGGUCUGAACCUCUCACAGGGCCAACGCCAACUCUUGUGUCUCGCGCGAGCCAUCGUGUCACGGCCCAAAAUCAUGGUCCUGGACGAGGCCACAUCCGCAGUAGACAUGGAGACGGACGCGCUGAUCCAGCGCAGUAUCCGGGAAGAAUUCACGGAUUCGACAUUGAUUGUGAUUGCGCACCGGCUGAGCACGAUUGCGGACUUUGACAAGAUCUUGGUCAUGGGGGAGGGGAAGGUGCUUGAAUUUGAUAACCCGAAAGAGCUGAUGCGGAGGAAGGGCGGUGUGUUUAGGGGCAUGGUGGAGAUGAGUGGUGAGAGGGCCGAGUUGGAGAGGAUCAUGGGUAUCAACAGCUCCAGCUCCAGCGCCGGUGCCGAUAUUAAGGAAGAGCAGGGCCAAGAACAACACCAAGAAGAGCAGAGCCGUGAAGGCAAAGCAGAGACAAGUGCACCUGUACCUGCACCUGCACCUGCACCUGCUACAGCGACUUCCAGUGCCAGCGCCGACGCCACAGCGAGCACCAGUGGUGGGGGAAAAGAGAACAACAACAACGACGACGACGAUUCGGACGGUGGAUGGGGGAUCUGA
Messenger RNA from Fonsecaea multimorphosa CBS 102226, 5058 nucleotides. RefSeq lists its product as uncharacterized. Gene Ontology annotation, molecular function: ABC-type transporter activity; ATP binding; ATP hydrolysis activity. NCBI's taxonomy places the organism in Eukaryota, Fungi, Ascomycota, Eurotiomycetes, Chaetothyriales, Herpotrichiellaceae. The transcript has 2 exons. Bases 1 to 5058 code for a protein of 1685 amino acids. Gene Ontology annotation, cellular component: membrane. The record is from RefSeq and is a predicted model, not a curated record. Gene Ontology annotation, biological process: transmembrane transport.